Molecule: messenger RNA, 983 nt
Organism: Sapajus apella (tufted capuchin)
Lineage: Eukaryota; Metazoa; Chordata; Mammalia; Primates; Cebidae
Gene: CUNH3orf22
Product: chromosome unknown C3orf22 homolog
Exons: 3
Coding region: 36-461 (141 amino acids)
Source: RefSeq, a predicted model, not a curated record
GCCAAGAGGUGCGCCACAGCUUAACCCCCUCAGUGAUGGACUCCAGGGCCCGCCAGAAGUCUCACCUGAGUAAGAAGUGGAGGAUCCAGGCCCAGGAGAAUUUUGCCAAGAAGUUUCCAUACAGGUUCUCGUUGCUGACAGAGCCCGACCCUGAACCCCUGCAACCCUGGAAGAUCACAGACAACUCCAAUACUGUGCAGCUGCCCCUGCAGAAGAGGUUGGUGCCAACAAGGUCCAUCCCAGUCCGAGGGCUCGAGGCUCCAGGUUUUACAUCACCAUCCGGCUCCAGCCCAGCACCACUGCCAGCUUUGCCGCCACCUCCACUGUGUAGCCUUUGGGAACUCAAGUUGCUGAGCCACCGCUUCCCCAGACAACUUGCCUUCCUGCUGUCCACCCUCAACACUGAGGCUGCCGCCCCCACAACCAGAGAGGCGGCAGGGCUAUCCAGGGGCCUCUUCUAGAGGCUGGGCUUUGUGUGGCCUCCUUACUGGCCACCUACUCCUUGGCAGGCUCUGGGCAGUGGCUGAAGAGACUUGAGUGAAGGGAUCAGCCUUCACAGACCGGGAGUGCUUUGUGGUCCCCCAAGGAGCUAUGCCAAGCUGAUAAACUGUGCGGAUUCCCACCCAACUUCCAGCUGGGAUGAUCAUUUUGCCUCUCUGAGCCUUCAUUUUCUCAUCUCUAAAAUUGUUGUAAUAAUGUUAAAUCUUGCAGGGUUGGUGUAAGGAUUAAAAAGAAUAUGAAUGUCACUUCUAGGACUUUAUCCCAAAUGUACACUCACACAGGUAAGUAAACGCUGCCCACUCCAGUACUGCUAGAAACAGCGAAGGACUGGAAAGCAGCUAAACUGUUUCCUAAACACUGAUAGGAAGCUGCUAAAUUUUACAACUGCUCCUGGAAAUCUUAGGCAGCCCUUCAAAUGUAGAGGCAGCUUUUUAUACACUGCUCUGAAUGAUCUACAGGUCUAUUACAAUAUUUGUUAAAAA